Messenger RNA from Nycticebus coucang (slow loris), 7053 nucleotides. It is a transcript of the gene PITPNM2, whose product is annotated as phosphatidylinositol transfer protein membrane associated 2. Gene Ontology annotation, biological process: phospholipid transport. Lineage: Eukaryota; Metazoa; Chordata; Mammalia; Primates; Lorisidae. Gene Ontology annotation, cellular component: cytoplasm. The transcript has 27 exons. Gene Ontology annotation, molecular function: phosphatidylinositol transfer activity; phosphatidylinositol binding; phosphatidylcholine binding. The record is from RefSeq and is a predicted model, not a curated record. The coding region runs from base 370 to 4530 and encodes 1386 amino acids.
CGGAGCCCCGCGGCUCGCCCGGGGCCAGCAGGAGGCGGGGGCGCGCGGGGCCGCGAGGUACAGCCGGCCGGGCCGAGGCUGCGGGGCCGGCGCUGCCCGGGAGGCGGCGUGAGGAGGUGGCGGCCCAGCCCGCGGCCGAAGAGGACGGAGCCCGCGGCCGCGCCGAGCGGGGAUGCUGGCACAUGUGUCCUGGCCCCUGACAACUUUCUAUGAGCCUAGGGAUUCGUCCUCUACCUGUGGCAGGGACAUCACUGGAGCCUCCUGAGACCCACAGGGGUCUUUCGUGAACUUUGUCAUGGUUAUUUAAGGAACCUUGCCUAGAAGUCCCAACUCACAGUUCCCCAUCGACGGGAAGGCCUGGACUCCAAGAUGAUUAUAAAAGAAUAUCGGAUUCCUCUGCCCAUGACCGUGGAGGAGUACCGCAUCGCUCAGCUGUACAUGAUACAGAAGAAGAGCCGUAACGAGACAUAUGGUGAAGGGAGUGGUGUGGAGAUCCUGGAGAACCGGCCAUACACAGAUGGCCCUGGGGGCUCUGGACAAUACACACACAAGGUGUAUCACGUGGGCAUGCACAUCCCCAGCUGGUUCCGCUCCAUCCUGCCCAAGGCAGCCCUGCGGGUAGUGGAGGAGUCCUGGAACGCCUACCCCUACACCCGAACCAGGUUCACCUGCCCUUUUGUGGAGAAAUUCUCCAUUGACAUCGAAACCUUUUAUAAAAGCGAUGCUGGAGAAAACCCUGACGUGUUCAACCUCUCUCCCGUGGAAAAGAGCCAGCUGACAAUUGACUUCAUUGACAUCGUCAAAGAUGCUGUGCCCCCUAAUGAGUAUAAGACAGAGGAAGAUCCCAAGCUGUUCCAGUCGGCCAAGACCCAGCGAGGGCCCCUGUCUGACAACUGGAUCGAGGAAUACAAGAAGCAGGUCUUGCCCAUCAUGUGUGCCUACAAGCUCUGCAAGGUGGAGUUCCGCUAUUGGGGCAUGCAGUCUAAGAUCGAGCGGUUCAUCCAUGAUACUGGCCUGCGGAGGGUGAUGGUGCGGGCCCACCGGCAGGCCUGGUGCUGGCAGGACGAGUGGUAUGGGCUGAGCAUGGAGAAUAUCCGGGAACUAGAGAAGGAGGCACAGCUCAUGCUGUCCCGCAAGAUGGCCCAGUUCAAUGAGGAGGACAACGGGGCUGCUGAGCUUGCUAAGGAUGAGGAGAACACCCAGGACCAGACCUCCAGGGAGCCUCCCGAGCCCAGCAGCAGCAGCAAUGGGGAGCCCCUGGUGGGGCGGGGCCUGAAGAAACAGUGGUCCACAUCCUCUAAAUCCUCACGGUCAUCCAAGCGAGGAGCCAGCCCUUCCCGCCACAGCAUCUCGGAGUGGAGGAUGCAGAGCAUCGCCAGGGACUCAGAUGAGAGCUCAGAUGACGAGUUCUUUGAUGCGCACGAAGACCUGUCUGACCAGGAGGAAAUGUUCCCCAAAGACAUCACCAAGUGGAGCUCCAAUGACUUCAUGGACAAAAUUGAGAGCCCAGAGCCAGAGGACGCACAGGGUAGUUUGUACCACCAGAGCGCCCCUGAGUUCAGGGUGGCCUCCAGUGUGGAGCAGCUGAACAUCAUUGAGGACGAGGUCAGCCAGCCACUAGCCCCACCACCCUCCAAGAUCCACGUGCUGUUGCUGGUGCUGCAUGGAGGGACCAUACUGGACACAGGCACUGGGGACACCAGCUCCAAGCAGGGUGAUGCCAACACCAUCGCCAGUGUGUUCGACACAGUCAUGCGCGUGCACUACCCAAGUGCCCUGGGCCACCUCACCAUCCGCCUGGUACCCUGCCCACCUGUCUGCUCUGAUGCUUUCGCCCUGGUCUCCAACCUCAGCCCUUAUAGCCACGAUGAAGGUUGUUUGUCCAACAGUCAGGACCACAUCCCCCUGGCUGCCCUGCCCUUGCUGGCCACCUCCUCGCCUCAGUACCAGGAGGUGGUUGCCACAGUGAUUCAACGGGCCAACCUUGCCUAUGGGGACUUCAUCAAGUCCCAAGAGGGUGUAACCUUCAAUGGGCAGGUCUGCCUGAUUGGGGACUGUGUCGGGGGCAUCCUGGCGUUCGAUGCCUUGUGCUACAGCAGCCAGCCUGUGUCUGAGAGUCAGAGCAGCAGCCGCCGGGGCAGCGUGGUCAGUGUGCAGGACACUGACCUGCUGUCCCCGGGCACCCUGGUGAGCACAGCACACUGCUCUGGCAGUGGCAGUGGUGGCUCCAACCUGGAGAACAGUCGGCACCUGAGCCGCAGCAACAUCGACAUCCCCCUCGGCAUUGGCACCGAGGACCCCAAAAGGCAGCUGCCCCGAAAGAGGAGUGACUCAUCCACCUAUGAGCUGGACACCAUUCAGCAGCACCAGGCCUUCCUGUCCAGCCUCCAUGCCAGUGUGCUGAGGACCGAGCCCCACGCGUAUCGCUCGGGCAGCUCCACCAUGCUGGAUGGCACAGGGGCGCCAGGCAGGUUUGACUUUGAGAUCACCGACCUCUUCCUCUUCGGGUGCCCUCUGGGGCUGGUCCUGGCCUUGAGGAAGACCGUCAUCCCAGCCCUAGAUGUUUUCCAGCUGCGGCCGGCCUGCCAGCAGGUCUACAACCUUUUCCACCCCGCUGACCCUUCUGCCUCCCGCCUGGAACCACUUCUGGAGCGGCGCUUCCAUGCUCUGCCGCCCUUCAGCAUCCCCCGCUACCAGCGCUACCCGCUGGGGGAUGGCUGCUCCACGCUGCUAGUCGAGACCGUGCAGAGAAACCCCGAGCUGGUGCUGGAGGGCGGCCCCCUGGGCCCUCUCCUGCAUGGGGACAGCUUCCUGGAAACCAGUAUCCCUGUUCCCGCGCCUACCUGGCAAGACGGGCCCCGCCCGAGCCCGGGCUGUGCUGAGUCAGACACGCUCCAGACCCACAACACGGUCUUCCAAGAGCAUGCAGCCCCCUCCUCGCCUGGAACGGCUCCUACCAGCCGUGGCUUCCGCAGAGCCAGUGAGAUCAGCAUUGCCAGCCAGGUGUCAGGCAUGGCGGAGAGCUACACGGCGUCCAGCAUCGCUCAGAAGGUCCCUGUGUCACUCAGCCACACCCCCAGUGUCAGACGCCUGUCCCUGCUCGCCCUGCCCCAUCCCUGCCCUGCUACCCCCAGCCCCCACCCUCCUGCCAGGAAGGCAAGGCCUGGUCUGGAGAGGGCCCCUUGCCCCCCUGGCCUGGACAUCGGACAAGUUGCUGCAAAGUGGUGGGGCCAGAAGCGGAUUGACUAUGCCCUGUACUGUCCUGACGCGCUCACGGCUUUCCCUACGGUGGCCCUGCCUCACCUCUUCCACGCCAGCUACUGGGAGUCAACGGACGUGGUCUCCUUUCUACUGAGACAGGUCAUGAGGCACGACAACUCUAGCAUCUUGGAGCUGGAUGGCAGGGAAGUAUCAGUGUUCACCCCCUCAAAGCCACGGGAGAAAUGGCAACGCAAGAGGACCCAUGUGAAGCUGCGGAAUGUCACCGCCAACCACCGGAUCAAUGAUGCUAUCGCCAAUGAGGACGGCCCACAGGUUCUGACCGGACGGUUUAUGUAUGGGCCCCUGGACAUGGUCACCCUGACUGGGGAGAAGGUGGACGUACAUAUCAUGAUGCAGCCGCCCUCAGGCGAGUGGCUCUACUUGGACACACUGGUGACCAACAGCAGUGGGCGUGUCUCCUACACCAUCCCUGAGACACACCGCCUGGGUGUGGGUGUCUACCCCAUCAAGAUGGUGGUCAGGGGAGACCACACAUUUGCUGACAGCUACAUCACGGUGCUGCCCAAGGGCACAGAGUUUGUGGUCUUCAGCAUUGAUGGUUCCUUUGCCGCCAGCGUGUCCAUCAUGGGCAGUGACCCCAAGGUGCGGGCCGGGGCUGUGGACGUGGUGCGGCACUGGCAGGACCUGGGCUACCUCAUCAUCUAUGUGACGGGCCGGCCUGACAUGCAGAAGCAGCGAGUGGUGGCAUGGCUGGCCCAGCACAACUUCCCCCACGGUGUGGUGUCCUUCUGUGACGGCCUAGUGCAUGACCCGCUACGGCACAAGGCUAACUUCCUGAAGUUGCUUAUCUCUGAGUUGCACCUGCGUGUGCAUGCGGCCUACGGUUCCACCAAGGACGUGGCGGUCUACAGCUCCAUCAGCCUGUCCCCCAUGCAGAUCUACAUCGUGGGCCGGCCCACCAAGAAGCUGCAGCAGCAGUGCCAGUUCAUCACGGACGGUUAUGCAGCCCACCUGGCCCAGCUGAAGUACAAUCACCGAGCACGGCCAGCCCGCAACACAACCACCCGCAUGGCACUGCGCAAGGGCAGCUUUGGACUGCCUGGUCAGGGGGACUUCCUGCGCUCCCGGAACCACCUGCUCCGCACCAUCUCAGCCCAGCCCAGCGGGCCCAGCCACCGGCAUGAGCGGACACAGAGCCAGGCAGACGGCGAGCAGCGGGGCCAACGCAGCAUGAGCAUGGCAGCUGGCUGCUGGGGCCGUGCCAUGACCGGCCGCCUGGAGUCAGGGACAGUCACGGGCCCCAAGUAGGGCACCGUGAGUCCUGCACUGGGGUCUCCAUGGUGCUAGGCCAGGGUGGCCAGCCCCGCUGGGAGGCCUGGCCUGGGCACACACAGGCACUGGGGGCAAGCACAGAUGUGGGCUGGGAGCUUGUCCCAGGGCCCCUCAAGGACAUAGGCCAUGCCAUACAGUCCUCCCAGCCUGCCUCAUGUUCUAAAUUCUGAGGGGCCCAGCUUGUUGUGAAAGCUGGUGAGACCAUCGGUCCAGGAUGAUAGAGGGACCAGGACCCGCAUGGAGACUGACCAGGCUCUCCUGGAUUUCUAGCCCAGCGUGGUCUCCCAGCUUCCUAGUGCCAGGUAUGGGCCAGGGGCCAGCCUGUGACCUCCCUGGCACCGGCUCACCUCACCCCAGUCCCCUCCCAUUUGGUAGCAGCUCCAUCGGGGUCAGCCUGCUUCUUGUUAACUCGGAUGACUCAACUGUUCAACCUCACUGGUUUUGCACUGAUUUUUGAGAGUGGAGACCCGUUGACAUGCAUGAAAAUUGAGUAUUUGUUGACCCAGGACCUAGGACCACACCAAGGCUCCAGUGCGACAAAUCCUUCUGCAAGCAGGAAAGAAAGGCCAUUAUCUUAAUUUCUGCAGCCCUGGACCCCUGCCCACCUGCCCGCUUGCCCAGCUGGAGCCCAGUCUGGCCUCAUUUCCAGCCCUGGGCACAGCCCAGGCGCGAGGCCGGUGAUGUCCAACCUCUUCUUCCAUGCCUUGCCAUCAGCCGAGGCCCCUGCCAUGGCUGCCUGCCCACGUUUCUACGCCUUUCUACUUCUCGAUCUGAUUUCUAUGAGGUUUUUUUAAAUAAGCAAUCCUUGGCUGCUUCCUUUUCUUAACUCUCUCAGUACCAAGUGCAGCCCUUCCACUUUGAAAACACCCAGCACUGUGAUGGAGUCCAGCCUGGUUCGGGGUCCCCGUGGGCCCUGCCUGCCCAGCGGGGCAUGGGCUCCCUGCCUCACCUGACGCCGGUUAAUCCCACUGAAUUUCUACUUGGGGUGGGUGGGGCACACAUAGGUUUUUUAAAUGCCAAUUCCGUUUCGAUGCCGAAUCUAAGAAGCCACAACUUGCUUCGUCAGCUUUCAGGCAGGCAGUCCAACCUCGUUUCUCACCUGAACAAGGAAGGACUGUGCUGUCCUACAUACUGGUCCCAGCAUCAGCCCUCCCUCCCCGGCCUGAGCAUGGCCCCACUGCUCUCCACCUUCCCUGAGGUGAGAGUCUGCCCGGCCUGAGCCGCUGUCCAAUAACGAGGCUCUGCCCCUGAGAAGCUGGGCCAGCCUGGAUGGGGCCUCAAGGCUGGGUGAAUGGAGCCAGGGAGGUGCCCGGAUUAGUGUUAACUUUCCCGCCGUGUGUAGAUAUGUACAGCCAAAGGGUCGUGUAAAUGUUCUGCAAAAGUGGGUCUAUAGAGAAUGAAAGCUAUUUAUUUUGUGCAGAGAAAAAUGUCUGGAGGGAUGGAAGCUUCAGGGUUUAUUUGUAUUUAAGAUGUAACUUUUUGUUGUUUUGGGCGUUAUGUAUAAAGCAACAAUUAUUUUAUGGACCAAGUUUUCACAUAACUGUUGCAGUGGAAGUGCAAUAUCUGACCCCUCUGCUCAGUGGGAAGUCGCUUGGCCCGACAAUCACAGCCCCAGCCAGGGGUCCCUGUGGCCGCUGCUUCUCCAAUCCCAGUCCUGCCUCACCCUCUCCUGCCUAUGCCUCAGUGACCAGCCAUCUGGAGAAGCACCUGGAAGAGGCUUGGGCCUCCUGCAAUAAGGGUCAGGAGGUCCUGUGGGCAGUGGGCUUGGCCUCUCCUCAGAGGCAGCUCUCCUCAGCCCCAUGCUCCCAGCCUGCCUGCCCAGCUGCCAGCCAUGCCAAGGACAACAGCAAUAGUCCCCUGGGACCCUCCCAGCGGCCUUUAGCCAUAGGUGGUGAGAUGGGCAGGCCACCCUCCCCCACGAAGUCUCUCUUCUGUAUCCAGGUCUGCUUCCUGCCUCCCUUAAGAUUCCUUUUGGCAUGUUCUCUUGAGGAAGGCACCAGUUUCUCAGACACUAAGAGUGGGAGGGCAAAGUCCUUUACAAAUACCAAAAAUGUUUACAGUGUUGGGUGCUGGGCCCUAGAGCUCAAGCCUGACCAGUUAUAACCAAAGGGUGAGGCAGGCCUUAUUGACUGCCACCCCCACCUGGGCCUGUUAGAAUAGAAGCCUUAGUCCCAACCCCCCAUGCCCCCAUGCCCCUGGGCUGAGCCUCAGCCCACCACCCAGAUCCCACCACCUGCCUUCUCUUUGAUUUCUAAAGAGGGAUUCAGCAGAGCCCCCAUCCCUUACUGGCUCAGUCUGAGCUGCCUGCCCACCCCAUCACAAUCAUCACAUCUUGGCUCCCUCCUGUCUGUCCGAGUGCCAUCCGUCUCUCUGGGCCACAUAUGAGCAGCGUCCUGACUGUCCCAACCCAUCCUUGCUGUCUCUGCAUCCCUGGGCCUGAGUGUGCUCUGUAUACAGUGUCAUUGUCUGUUACUCCAAUUAAAGAAGCAGGAAGGCUUC